AUGUCGAACUCGACACCUCCCCAACUGCAGCCCACCUUCAUCGGGCACAUCAGUAGCACAAUGGAUGCACUGAUUUUGUUCGAAGCAUGCCUUAGUGGACAACGAGCCCAUGUUCCCCGCCGGCCGCACGACAGGGAAAGAGAUGAGCUGAUCCGCAGUGGUCAUGUUUUUAUCUACGAGGAGAAUGCAUCAGGUAUCAAACGCUGGACAGACGGUUACAACUGGAGUCCCAGCCGCAUACUUGGCAACUUCCUCAUUUACAGAGAAUUGGAGAAAGCGUUCCCUCCAGGCGAGAAGAAGCGGGCAAUGAAGCGUAAGAAGAGUGACAGCGGAGUCGCCAAGAUCCCGCAGCCCGGCUCACGAGCAACCUCCGUCGUCCCUCCUGCAGGUAUCGACAACAACGCAAACGGACGGGAUUUGGAAAGGUCGCUGAUUGGAUCGCUGGUGGAUUCCUACCCUUUCAAGGAAGGCGGCUUGGUAAAGAAGACGAUCAGUGUUAAAUGGAACGGGGUACCCCAUCACCUUGUCUCCUACUAUUCUAUCGAAGACGUUACCAACGGAAACUUGACCAACCCGUCGAAGCACCCGGAGCUCAGUCAGAUCAUACCCCGAUCCGGCCUCAUUUCAUCCCAAGACUUCCGAGUCCCUGUCGACCAGGAGGAUUAUGGCUAUGACGAGCGAACAGGCCUCAUCACCUAUGGAAUUCAUGGACUUCCAGAGUAUGGAACUCCCGGCGGCUCUUUGCCACGCUCCAUGUCACUCCCUACCGUGAACAUGGACCUGAACAUGUACGGCGCAAACCCACAUCACUUUGGUAUGCCACCGAAUUACCAGCCUCAUCUCGAUGUGCCUCCUCACCUCGCGAAUAACCACUACAUGCAUCCUUCACCAAAUGGCUAUUCAAUGGAUCCGAUGCGAUCCCGUAGCACCUCCAUGGCAACCAUUCCCUACACCCCUCAACCGGUCUUAACUAUUACCAAGGCGCCUAUCAACUUACUCAUCGCCCUUCAGUAG
Phaeoacremonium minimum UCRPA7 is the source of this 1014-nucleotide messenger RNA. Its product is annotated as putative gti1 pac2 family protein. Gene Ontology annotation, molecular function: DNA binding. Lineage: Eukaryota; Fungi; Ascomycota; Sordariomycetes; Togniniales; Togniniaceae. The record is from RefSeq and is a predicted model, not a curated record. The transcript has 2 exons. Bases 1 to 1014 code for a protein of 337 amino acids.